GUGUAAUUCGCCAAUGCUUACGCCCUGUCUCGUUAGAAUAGGGGGAAUAAUGUUAUUGUCUGUAGUAAAUACUGAUUGAAAAAAAAUGUUCUAUGCGUUGGCUUUCGCAGUUUCUUCCUCUGGGCUUAAAUGGGACGCUUCUCCAUCAUUGGUGCGAAAGUGCCUCCAGAACCUUCCCGGAUUAUUACGCCCGUCUCGUGCUUCUGAAAAGAGCUUGCGGUAUUGGCGUGAACAGACAGAGUUCAUCACUUGUGCAUGUGCAACACAUUGGCGGAGGCAAUACGAACUGCAUUUCUCACUAGCUGGACAAGUCGGAAUGGCAAUGCACCUUGGAGAACAAUACUCGAAUUGUGAAAGUCUGGUGGUUUCACAGAACUUUGUUUUAUGUCAAGAUGGGCUGACACCAUGUCACCUGAUGCUGUCACUCUCUGUUCUAUCUGUGUCCCCUCUCGCCUCGCACAUAAGCGCUGCAGUUUCUUCAGUGCUUCUGAGGGGAGUCACGGAUAAUUGCAGCUGUCAGGUGGCUAAUGUGACAACGGCCAGGGAGCUCCAGAGGGCAUUGUGCACAUUCGAUGCGGUGGGGUGAAAGCAAGCUUCUCCCAUCUCCUUUCCUCUCUUACUUGUGCCUGUCAUGUAUAUACAGACUCUGAACACCCCCCCUCCCCCCCCGACGUGGUGUGUGUGACAUCAGCAGCAGUCCACAGCAGCAGCUGGAGUGGGAAAGUCAAAGGAAGAGACAAAGAAAGCUUCACUUUAAAACAAAAUGCGUAAAGGUUUCUAUGCUUACCCAAUGAGGAAACCCGUCCGUCACGUAAGAUGAUUGCUUUCAAGAUAAGGCCCGCAUGAGCGAGCGAAUUGUAAGAUCGGGCCUGCGCAGCCGUGCCAUAAGCAGCGGCCGCUGAUGUACAGUUGAUAAUGGUUUGCAUCGAGAGGAGGCAGCAUCAUUGACCACAUCUACUUAUGACGUCUACCUAACGUGACACUGUUCAAUUAUGUCACGUAGAACAGCACGCAUUGGCCAAUGCUCAUCUUCCAUGAAGCAGCAACAUCAUCCAAAUGCACCAUGAUAUAAAAGGAGUGAACAGUGCUACUACUGGCCUCUGCUUCAUACUCAUGCUGGUCUCAGUUUAACAUUUCGGUGUUGCAAAUGCGCUUCUCCAUUUCAUGAUUUUUUUCGUGGCGUUUCUCGCAAUUAUAUGAAACGCAGCAGCAUAUGACGACAAAACAGUAGGUGAUCAGUCGCAAAUGCUUAUGCAUCAUUUAGAUAACUCCCACAGGAUACUCUGCAUGUAAUUUUAUCUUUUUCCACUUUCAGUAUGCUUCAGCGCUAUGGUAUGCUUGACCGCGUAACCUUGCUAUGUCCAGUGUUCGUGACCCCUUCCCACUGUUGGUAUACUUCAUCACAAUGCUAAGUGCAUGGUUGAAUGCGUAACACCACUGUAUUGGGAUGAAGUUAACUUAUUGGUCUGACAUUACAGUUUUAAUUUAGCGUACGCAACUAUAGCGUAUGCUAUACGCUAAAGUAUAUAUAGCGUAUGCUAAGCAGCACACAUUUCUUUAGGUUGAGUUGGCCUGUGAGAUGUUCAGAUCUUAGAGGCCAUGUGCCGUCAUUGCGGCUAUCUCCCGACUGUAGCUAUAGGUGGUGCUAACAUGUCGGAUGUUUCUUUCGUUAGGUUUCAACUCACUCGAAACGAGAAGCGAUCUCGAAAACACCACAAGGUUAUCCAUAAUACUCUGUCGUCGAAGCAGCCUGAGACUAAGCGAAAGCCAUUUACACAGUCAGUUGCAAAGAACGAAGUCCAUUUUACAAAAGCAACGCCAAAUUCAAUUCGAAGCUGGCAGCCGGGGCCGCCGCCAUGUUUCACGCAAAUUCCACAAACCACGCAAAGACACUAAUGCUAAAUCUGAGAAAUAGUGCGCGUACGCUAUACGCAAUGGGUCGUUUAGCGUUCUGCGCAUGCGCAGUGAUGACCCACUAUUUUAUAGCGUACGCUAAACUAAAACUGUCUAUUAUGCAGCACAUUUUAGAUGCUUGCUGGUUUUAAAGUCCGAAAGCUGAGAUAGUACAACAGCGUCGCACACUAUCACAUGAGGAAAACGAACUGCUGCAUGCAGCAAGUAGCGUCAGCAUAAGCACUAGAUUACAGUUGAACAGCUCUACAAUGAAGACCACAAUUAAUUUGCCUGUAAAACAAAGAAACUUAUGCGUCCCUGACGGCUGAUUUACGUUUAUAAAACGAAUGCCGCACCAGUGCCGCCACUGCCCCGCGAAGAUGUCACCAGGGUAAGCUGUGCGCUAGCGCUAACAGCAGUGUAUUUGAAGAGCGUGCUGAUAUUACUAGUUCUGUUGCCUUGCUCCAGGAUUCACUCACCUCGUAUGCUACUUGUUGUGACGGAUCAACGGCUGACGAAUGCAUGGAUAGGCCGCGAAUGUCAACGAAGGCGACCAAAAAUUUUGCAGCAAGGGAGGCUUAGGGGCACUAGACAAUCGGGGGCUUUGCUUUGCAUGGUUCCUGCAUUUGGUUGGAGAGCAAGCUGGGAACCUCAAUGGAGCAUAGGGUGGCUACAGUAGAACGUGCUGUCAGGGAUAUUUUGCAGAGAAAAAUUAGCGGUCUAUUUCAUUAAGUCUCCCUUGAAUUCUUGUUAAAGAUUUUCUUUUGUUGAAAGUGCUUAGCUAUUGUGAGCAGUGAGCUGCGCAACCUUUAAAACAAAGUGACCUGCAUAGCAAAGGAUUUUGAAGGUGCGAGCACUUUGUUAAAAAGGCGUUUGACUACACAGAUACAUUCAGAGCAGCGCUUUCUACCCUUUAGCCCAUGCAGAAUUUGUAGGUCCUAUUUGCGCCACCAGGAUCUGCCGAUGUACUGCAGUGAAGCCUUUAAUAUGUGUCCCAAUGUCCAAUGCUACGGAGUUCAACAUAUCCAUUUAAUGUCUGAGCAAGUUUGAUGUAUGAAGUUUCAUAUACAUGUAAUUCUCUUGGUGAUUCACCAGCUGUUAUUUAAGCAGUAAUUCUAUUUAUAAUUGUUUCAUAUAACAAGGUUUAAUUGUAAUGAAUUAUUGCUAUACGACAUUCUUU
This is a messenger RNA of Dermacentor andersoni, 3073 nucleotides long. Lineage: Eukaryota; Metazoa; Arthropoda; Arachnida; Ixodida; Ixodidae. The record is from RefSeq and is a predicted model, not a curated record.